AUGUCUAGCGUCGCCGAAAACUCUACUGGACGUCCUAACAGACGUUUUAUCAAACGUCCAGAUGACAAAGCUUUGAAACAAGAAAUCGAAGGUUUGAAAAAUGAAAUUAAAAAGUUGGACUUAACAAACAAUGAAAUCAACGCACAAAUUAACAAGGUCGUCACCGACCCAAAAGUCAUUGAAAGAAGAAAGGAAUUGCAAGGGCAAUUAAAGGAAUUAGUUGGUAAGCAAAGCACUAUCAAGAAUGAAAGAGGUGCUAUUUUGGAUCAAAUCAAAGGUGUUGAAGCACAAUUGAAGAGAAAGAUUUCCGAAAUCCAAACCAAAACCUCCAAACACGCAUUUAAGAAUGUGCAAGAAAUUGACUCGAGAGUCAACUACUUGGACAAGUUGGUUGAUGCUGGUGACUUGAAAUUGGCCGAUGAAAGAAGAUAUGUCAAGGAAAUGUCAUCUUUACGUAAAUUGCGUAAGGACUUUGGAUCUAUCGAAAAGCAACAAGAGCUGAUCGACCAGGACAAGGCCAAGAUUGCUGAGUUGAAGAAGAAGUUGAACGCAGUUCAAAAUAAGGAAGUUCAACAGCAAUUUGAGAAAAUUCAAAAGGAAUUGGACCAAAUAAACGAUGACAACAAGUCGGUCGUUAACAAGAGAAACGAAUUGUUCGGUAAGAGAAAUGAAAUCAAGAAGAACAAGGACGCUAAGUACGAUCAAAUUAGAAAGUUGAGAGCUGAAUUUGACGCUGAAUUCGAAAAAUUCAAGACCUUGAUGACUGAAGAAAGAAAGAAGAGAGAAGAAGAAUCCAAACAACAACAAUUAGAAGAAAAGAAGCAAAAGAGAAAGGAACAAGCCGAAAAACAAUUGUCUGAAGCCUCUGUUCCUGCUUUCACCACCGAAAUCAACUCUAUCCAUACUUUAUUGGCUUACUUCGAUCCAUCUUACGUUAAGCCACAACCAAAGAAGUCUGCUACUGCUACUAAUAGUAACGUCAAUAGCUCCGGAAACGGUAGAAAGAUUGAAAUGCCAGAAGAUGUUGUUGUUCUUAAAAAAGAACAAGAAUCUUUCUUCGAAGGUUCUAAGUCCAAGAAGGCCUCCAAACAAAAGAAGUCUAAGGCUAAGAACUUUACUGUCGAACCAGAUGUUAUUGUUGCCUUAGGUGAUUUGAGUAUCCCAUUACCUACUCAAGCUGACGAUGUUUCUUCAACCAUAGACACCUUGAAGGAAACCUUAAAGGCCCUUGAAGACAAACAAGAAGAACAAACUAAAGUCAACAUUGAAAAGGCAAAGGCCAAGAUUGCCAAACUUGAAGCCGAGGAAGAUCAAGCUGAAGCUGAAGCUGCUGAAGCAGAAACCACUGAAGCUUAA
Molecule: messenger RNA, 1356 nt
Organism: Debaryomyces fabryi
Lineage: Eukaryota; Fungi; Ascomycota; Pichiomycetes; Serinales; Debaryomycetaceae
Gene: BFR1
Product: Bfr1p
Exons: 1
Coding region: 1-1356 (451 amino acids)
Biological process (GO): intracellular mRNA localization
Cellular component (GO): nuclear outer membrane-endoplasmic reticulum membrane network; ribonucleoprotein complex; endoplasmic reticulum
Molecular function (GO): mRNA binding
Source: RefSeq, a predicted model, not a curated record